AAGAAGAAGAAGAAGAAGAAGAAGAAGAAGAAGAAGAAGAAGCGUACCGGAGCUAGAAGGCUAAGCUAACUAAAACGGUUUUUUUGGAAGAUCUUGUUUUCACAAAGGCAUUUACACUAUGACAUACAGGAGYGAGAAAAGUAUACGAGAGAUGUAUGAUGAACGCUUUAUACCCGAGCGACCGGGUCCAUACCCACGGGUGUCAGGAGGUGCAGAGAGGAGAGGCCCCUUUAGCAGGCCAGAUGAAGACUAUGGUCGUGGCGGCGGGUACGAAUAUGAAGGCGGUCCCCGUUUUUACCCAAACGGAGGUGGCCCACGAGGUUACCACGAAGAGCAGAGGGGCUACCAAGGUGAAGGCCUUCAUUUUCCUGAACGCAGAGCCAUCCCACCCGCACGAAGGGAGGAUUAUCCUUACAGAGUACCCAGAGAAGAACCACACCCAGGACGGCAAAUAGAAUUUGGUGCCCGCGCACCACCUCCUCAUAGUGUGCGUAGCCAGGGCAUGUAUCCAGCACCCAGAUCGCUGCCGGAGAGCGGGGAGGACACGUUGGUGCAAGCCAUCCGGAACCUGGACAGAGGGUACGAGGAAAUGGAGGAGAGAGACCCCUACAGAAGAAAGGUGGCCCUGUUUCCUCCCAUCAGAGAGCGUUCCCCCGUGCGCCGAGAGGUGGCCCGCUCCCCCCACAGUCGCUCCGGCUCCAGCGUGAGCAGCAGAGGAUACUCACCAGACCGAGCCAAGAGCCUGCCUUUUCCCGCACAGCAAGGCAAGAGCGUGGACGGUCCAGAAGGUCACACGGGUGCUUCUGAGCACCUCUGGGGGGCGCUCUUCACUCAGCAAAGCGGACAUGACACUUUGGACAAAAUUCCCGGCUUGUCAAGAGAAGGUUCCCCACAAAGUGCAGCAUCAAACAGGGAGGAAAUCAAUCCUCCAGAAGAGAAAGAGGAACCAAUUUUGGCUCCCGUUGUCGAAGAGUUCAAAAAGCUCACAGAGGACUUUGAAGAGAGACGAGCCUUGUCCAUCGCCGCUAAAGCGCAAGAGAUUGAAAAGAUUUAUCGUCAGGACUGUGAAACGUUUGGAAUGGUGGUGAAGAUGCUUGUGGCCAAAGAUCCGAACUUGGAGAAACAGCUGCAGGUGCCGCUCCGGGAAAACCUCGGGGAGAUCCGCGAGCGCUGCUUGGAGGACCUGAAAAACUUCAUCAACGAGCUGGACGAGGCGGUCCUGCAGACGGAACAAUCUGUUUGUGACUUAGCCGCUCCCUCCACGUCCAAAACAACUCCCAAACUCUCAAAGACGGGCGUGAGCAGCAGCUCAUCUUUCUGAAGCUGCUCUGUCUAAAAAAAAAAAAAAAAUACACUUUUUUUUUUUUAUUUUU
Austrofundulus limnaeus is the source of this 1373-nucleotide messenger RNA. It is a transcript of the gene pphln1, whose product is annotated as periphilin 1. Lineage: Eukaryota; Metazoa; Chordata; Actinopteri; Cyprinodontiformes; Rivulidae. The coding region runs from base 119 to 1321 and encodes 400 amino acids. The record is from RefSeq and is a predicted model, not a curated record. Gene Ontology annotation, cellular component: nucleoplasm. Gene Ontology annotation, biological process: negative regulation of DNA-templated transcription; protein localization to heterochromatin; negative regulation of gene expression, epigenetic. The transcript is spliced from 11 exons.